Messenger RNA from Oncorhynchus tshawytscha (Chinook salmon), 1209 nucleotides. RefSeq names its product inactive serine protease PAMR1-like. The transcript has 2 exons. Lineage: Eukaryota; Metazoa; Chordata; Actinopteri; Salmoniformes; Salmonidae. Gene Ontology annotation, molecular function: serine-type endopeptidase activity. The annotation marks the transcript as partial. The record is from RefSeq and is a predicted model, not a curated record. Gene Ontology annotation, biological process: proteolysis.
UGUGUGGUCAACUCCCAGCAGCCUUCAGCCCUCAGAACCUCACUGAGAUUGGAUGGCCCUGGCAUGCAGCCAUCUACCUCCGCUCCCACAUCAUCCGCAGAGCUGGCUCUGGCCUACAGACGGCACCAGAGGAGGCCUCCUCUCCCUGGCAGCUGGCGUGCAGUGGAGCACUAGUCACCCAGCUCAGUGUGCUGGUGGCAGCUCAGUGCCUGGUGGUGGCAGGAGUGGGCAAGCCGCAGUGGGUUGAUCCAGCCAACAUUAAAGUGGUGAUGGGAAUGCACAGCCCGGGCCAGAUGAGGACACUGAAACAACUGCAGGUUUCCUCUGUCCUGGUCCAUCCCAGCUUUGAUCCUGUGACACUGGACUCGGACCUGGCCGUUCUGAAGCUACGGGACAAGGCCAAGAUCAGUGAGCGUGUGCUGCCCGUGUGUCUCCCCAAAAUGCAAGGCGGGGAGGUGACCGCCACACAGGGCUAUGCCACAGGCUGGCUCCUUGCAUCUGACUCAAGGUCCAGUUCCAAACCCAGCCUAGACGCCGAGACAGCCCAGACUGGAGUAGUCGAGCUGGGGGAUGUCGUUCAGUGCGAGAGGCAGUUUGCUCAGAGCGGGGCCCCUGUCACCAUUACUGACAAUAUGCUGUGUGCAAUGCGCCACCCUCUCAAUCCCACCAAGCCUUGUCCCACUGUCAGUGCAGGCAUUACAAUCAUACCAUCUCCUGCCACUAAGCCAUCAUCGGGUCCUUCGGGGGGACAGGGGGAUGAUAGUGUUGUCUGGGAGCUUCUGGCAUUAGAAAGUUUUGGUUAUGAGAAAUGGAACUGUGGCCCAGGGCUUUACACAGUCCAUACCCGGAUAAACAACUUCAAACACUGGAUACAGAAAAACAUGAAGUAGAUCUCUGAUUUGACUCCAGUCUCAGCCACUCUGUCACCAUCAUUGACAGCCUGUGUUAUUUUUCUAACAACUCACUUACUCACUGUUGCCAGUUCCCUGAAACAGAUAACAGGGCUAAGUGCUUGGCAGUGUAUUCGGCUGAGCCAAUUGGAAACUUCCUAAGACGAGAUGUGGGGAGGACAGUCAUCCCUGGCACUAUUUACUAUGAUGUAUAUUUACCACUAAUUACUAUCAUGUACACUGAACAAAAAUAUAAACGCAACAUGUAACGUGUUGGUUCCAUGUUUCAUGAGCUGAAAUAAAAGAUCCCAGAAAUGUU